This is a messenger RNA of Gadus morhua (Atlantic cod), 1509 nucleotides long. RefSeq lists its product as uncharacterized. The record is from RefSeq and is a predicted model, not a curated record. The transcript is spliced from 5 exons. Lineage: Eukaryota; Metazoa; Chordata; Actinopteri; Gadiformes; Gadidae. Bases 1 to 1509 code for a protein of 502 amino acids.
AUGGACACAGUGUGCAUGGCCAAAUGCGUGACAUAUGAUGGACUAAACUAUAAGUGUGGAAUGAUCUUGAUCCAAGGCUCACUGAGAGGACUGCCAGAGUUUGGUGAAAUCAUCCAAAUGGUGAUACUGCAGGACAAGUUGAUCUUCAUUACUGCCAUGGCUCAUUCCACAACUUCCAGACUUAAAGUGAUUUUGGGGGACAACAACAUUGAAAAACUGACACUUCCCAAUGGAAUACCAGAGUCACUAGAUGACCUUAUCGGCACGAUAAGGAGUACGUUCGGAUUAAAGUGCAGCUUGAAACUGCAGUACAUGGACCAAGAUUUUGGCAAUGACUUUUUCAAUCUGAACUCUACUGCUGAACUCCAGGAUUUGGGGACAAUCAAGGUCAUCCAGCAAACAACGUUGAUCAGUGCCACUGCAUCCUCUGCUUCUGUUUCAUCCGAGUCGGAUGACUGUGUUUCACUGGCAAACGACACUAUACUGCUUUCAUCCCCCGAGUCUCUGUCAUCUCGAACCAAGCAGUGGCCAGAGGAAUUUCCAAUUCCUCAAUUUUCCUACGACACGGAGUUGCAGUUAGUGAAAGGUAAUUCUGAGUGCCAGGUUGGAAACAAGUUGUUGACCUUGAGCUCCCGAAUAAAAUCUGAUAUCUUGAAUAGAGUAGUUGAAGAAAUUUACCGAUAUAAGGCCUACCCGGAGGAUGCACAUUUCUGCACAGUUGCAGAGGCCUUAAUCAAAAAGCACCCUUGUUUAAAAGAGCCUGGCUCAUUCAAUGGCUGCUACGGCUGGAAACAGCGACUGAAGUACAAAAUGGGAAACUACCGGACUCAACUCAAAGUGCUGGGGUGUGCAGAGCUGUCAGUAAAUUCCCUGAGAUCGAAAUCAACGAUGGAUGCUUUCCCUGCUAAAAAGGUGAAGAGGCCAAAACGAGCCGAAGCCAACUUCUAUCCAUCCUUCCCUACUGGAGAAACUCAGGACAGCAUGGAAAAAGAGAGAAUAGAACUUCUGACAGAUGUCAAGAUGAACAAUGAACAAUGGGUAAUCACGGACAAAAUGGCUUGCACGUUUGCCUACAGACGACAAGAGGUGGUCAACCAAGAACCCAGCAUUCAAGACUUUAAAGACCGGUGGCCUGCCUUGUUCCAUCAGAAAGAGAUCAAUGCAGAGUUCCUGAGGCUCAUGGCUGUUCAUCUUGAGGAUAUGUUCUUUGCCCAGUUGGACAUCCACUCAAGUCAGCUAAUCAGAGUCAUCCGUGCCAAAGGUGGAUCAACACACCAAAAGAAUGCUGACAUCAUGGACAUUUUGGACCAGACUGAGAACAUUCAUCUUCGAAGGGAGUGUGUCCUGAAAGUCCUCAUCAUCUUCCUCGGCGAGGAUGCAGAUGACCUGAUCAAGAAUAUCGUGACUCUGGACCAGAGGACAUUCAAAGGGAUCUGGAGCAUCUCACUGUGGCAGUGUUUGUCAUUCGAAAGGACGGGGAAGGACUGCAGGAGCCACCUGAAGACAUAG